UGGGACUCUUGAAUCUGCGUCUUACCAGGGAAGAACAAGACUGCAAACAGAUUACAUGUGAAUGUGUAAAAUUUUAUCUGCGGCUAUCAAAAACAGCCAGGAGAGACCAGUCGCGUAAUGCAUCUUUGUCAGCGAUGCGUGUUUGUAUUUCGGUGCGGGCGAAUAUCUGCAGCUGUUCAGCAGUCCACACGCAUUCUACAUCAGCGUUCACAUGAUACCAGAAGCACAGCAGCAAUGCUUCAGCCCAGCCACAAACAGCUGCCUGUCCACAAUCUCUCACAGAAAUACAACAGAGAGACUUGGAGACCGUGUGGAAUGCACCUGCGUGCUUUAUCAUCAAGUGUUCAAAAUAACAGCAGUCAUCUUACACAAAAAAAGGAUGAAAAUCAUUGCGUUACAUAUGACAGUUCUGACUUGCAUCAAGAAUCAAGCCAAGCGUCUCUUUCUAAUACUCAUAAUAUUGGUUUGGACGCAGGUGUUCGCCCUUCUCCAUUUCAGGAAAUUUGUGAGGAAGAAGCUGUACGGAUCCAAGUACCUUCAGCCCUCCCUCCGGUCUCUUUUACACUCAGACCUUAUGUGGAUAAAUCGGAAACACUAAGCAAACUGGUUCAGCUUGGUGUGGAACUUUGGAAGCUAGAGCAAAGACCCAAUGUGGGCUCUAUGCUGGUUAAGCUAGACUUCCAUGCUGAUGUUGCACCCAGACUACUUUUCCUUAAAGAUCUGGGAGUUGAAGAGCCUAAACUGGGCUCACUGCUCACCAAGAACCCCUUCAUCCUUACAGAAAGUUUGGAAAACCUUGAAGCCAGGGUGGCUUAUUUGAGGUCAAAGAAGUUCAGUGCACAGUCUGUGGCUGCCAUGGUGAGCAAAGCUCCAUACUUGCUUAACUUCAGUGUAAAGAGACUGGACAAUCGCCUUGGAUUCUUUCAGCAGCAGUUGGGUCUUAGUUCUGAGAAGACUCAAAAUCUUGUGAUUCGUUUACCGAAACUACUGUGUGGCAGUUUGGAGCCAGUUAAGGAGAAUCUAAAGGUUUGUGAACUGGAGUUUGGAUUUCGUGAAAAUGAAAUAAGACACAUUGUCACAACAGUUCCUAAAGUUCUGCUUGCUAAUAAAAGAAAACUUACCGAAAUAUUUGACUUUGUUCACAAUACCAUGGGCAUUCCACACUCUCUUAUUGCUAAGUUCCCACAGGUCCUUAAUGCCAAGUUUCUUCGCAUCAGGGAGCGUCACUUGUUUCUAGAGUAUUUAAGCAGAGCCCAGUACCAGCCAUCUCAGCCCAGUUACAUCUCUUUGGAUCGUUUGGUUUUUCUGCCAGAUGAGAUUUUUUGCUCUGAUGUGGCGUUGGCCUCUCUGGAAGAUUUUGAACAGUUUCAGAAAACUUUGUAAAUGGAUCUCAUAAAUGUAAAAUUAAACUGGUUGUUGUUUUGUAUAAGAUUGACAUACAAAUGGUUUAAAUGUAAAAAAUAAACAAAACUUGUAUUUGUGUGCUCCUUUGUAUAAUAGAUAUGCCACACAUGUAAUGUAAUUGAACACAUUGCAAAUACGGAUGACAAGUCCUGUCUGACCUCAAAAUAAAAUAAUGCAUAUCUUCUUGUCUGUUUUGACAA
Messenger RNA from Triplophysa rosa, 1604 nucleotides. RefSeq names its product mitochondrial transcription termination factor 3 (gene mterf3). The transcript has 8 exons. Gene Ontology annotation, cellular component: mitochondrion. Gene Ontology annotation, biological process: regulation of DNA-templated transcription; mitochondrial ribosome assembly. The record is from RefSeq and is a predicted model, not a curated record. The coding region runs from base 118 to 1383 and encodes 421 amino acids. Gene Ontology annotation, molecular function: double-stranded DNA binding. NCBI's taxonomy places the organism in Eukaryota, Metazoa, Chordata, Actinopteri, Cypriniformes, Nemacheilidae.